Messenger RNA from Fusarium graminearum PH-1, 1695 nucleotides. RefSeq lists its product as uncharacterized. The coding region runs from base 1 to 1695 and encodes 564 amino acids. The transcript has 3 exons. Gene Ontology annotation, cellular component: fungal-type vacuole lumen. The record is from RefSeq and is a predicted model, not a curated record. NCBI's taxonomy places the organism in Eukaryota, Fungi, Ascomycota, Sordariomycetes, Hypocreales, Nectriaceae. Gene Ontology annotation, molecular function: metallocarboxypeptidase activity.
AUGAAGCUUUAUAUUAUACCCUUGUGGGCUAUUGCGGUGCCUGUUGUGUCUGCAUACGUAGCACAACAUCGCCUCGCACCCAACACUCUGGUGUUUAACAGAAAACAACAGAGUAGUAACCCCCGUUGCGAUCUGUCACCACCAGUUGAUCCAUCGCGGGAUGGUUUGGUAGCUUCUCACCAAGUUUUCUCUUGGGAAAAGUCUAUCGCGACCAUGAUUGAUCGUCUCCAAUCGGUCGUUCGCCUCCCCACUGUUUGCUAUAAUGAUAUGGGAGAUUUCGAUGAGGACGAAAGAUGGGAGCCUUUCAUCAAAUUCGCUGACGUCUUGAACAACUCCUAUCCAAACAUACACGAGUACACGGCCCCUGAUGUCGUUAACAAAUUCGGUCUUGUGUACACCAUCCAAGGGUCUGAUAAGGAUCUCCAGCCUAUCCUCUUGACUGCCCACCAAGACGUCGUUCCAGUAGACAAAGAAACACUUGAUGAAUGGGACUACCCACCCUUCAGCGGCUAUUACGACGGCCGAACCGGAUAUCUUUAUGGUCGUGGUGCUGCAGAUGACAAAUCUGCCAUUACUGGUCUCAUGUCCGCUGUCGAAGCUCUUCUAUCACAAGACGACUACAAUCCCCGUCGCACUAUAAUCCUUGCCUUUGGCUUCGACCACGAGUGUUCUGGCAAUCGUGGUGCUGCAGAAAUAGCCAAGUAUCUCGAGAAGCAAUACGGACAGGAUGGCAUUGCCGUCAUCCUUGACGAGGGCGGUGCGGGACUGCAGCAAAUAGAUAAUGUCCUGUACGCGCUGCCUGCAGUUUAUGAGAAAGGGUACAUGGAUAUUUGGUUCAACCUGACGGUACCUGGGGGUGAUAGCUUUGCUCCACCACCCCAUACGGCAAUUGGCGUCAUGUCCGAGAUAGUCACGACGCUUGAACAGAGUCAGUUUGACCCCAAGGUUGAGCGAGAUGGCCCUGUUCAUCAAGGCUUGACGUGCUUUGCUCGAUACUCGCCCAACGCCUUUCCUGAGUUGACAAGAUCGAUCAUUCGGGGCGAUCUCAACGGAGCUGCUCGUUUCCUGGCAAAGCUGUCGCCUGAGACUCAAUAUCUUGUCCAGACAUCGCAAUCCGCUGAUCUUGUCACUGGUGGAAAAAGGAUCGACGCGCUACCCGAGCAUGUCUCGUUGGGCGUCAGCCAUGGGUUGGCACCGCAGGAUACGGUGGGAAGUAUCGAGCACGGAGUUGUCCAAUUGGUCCAAAACAUUGUCAACAAGUACAAUCUCCGCUUUGAACCCUUUGAAGACGAUGAUGACUAUGAUGAUUACCUUACGUCCGAGGGAUUGACCCGAAAAGCGCGUCAACAGGGGUCCAGCAGUGGAACGUUGAACGUGGAAGCCAUGAGGAAAUAUUUCCCCGCGGUACCGGCGCCUACUAGUGGUCGUGUCUGGGACAUAUUUGCAGGGACUGUGAGAUAUACCUGGGGCAGGGAGUCUCCGUACGUGGUGCCGGCUCCCGGUGCCAUGACAGGCAAUACAGAUUCUCGUCACUAUGAGAAUUUAUGCAAGAAUAUCUACAGAUGGAACCCGGGUACUCGAAAGUCAAUUGCUCAUGUCCAUGAUACCAACGAGCGUAUCCCGAUGGGCGUUCAACUUAACAUGGCCAAGUUUUACUACGACUUUAUUCGCAAUUUUGAUCAAGCAGACAUUUAA